This is a messenger RNA of Bacidia gigantensis, 624 nucleotides long. RefSeq lists its product as uncharacterized. The coding region runs from base 1 to 624 and encodes 207 amino acids. Gene Ontology annotation, molecular function: peptide-methionine (R)-S-oxide reductase activity. Gene Ontology annotation, biological process: protein repair; response to oxidative stress. The record is from RefSeq and is a predicted model, not a curated record. NCBI's taxonomy places the organism in Eukaryota, Fungi, Ascomycota, Lecanoromycetes, Lecanorales, Ramalinaceae. The transcript has a single exon.
AUGCGCCCUCCAUCUCUCCCAACAAUCCUCCGCAGUCUGACACUCACAAACCUAACGCGCCCAUUCCUCACAACUCCACCACGCCCCUUCGCCCAUCUGAACCCUAGCAAAAUACCUAACAGCCUACCCCUCCGGUCUAUGCCCACGCUCCCCUUCGGCCUCGGCGCAUUCUUCUCCUCCAGCUCAGAAACAAUGUCCAACACCGAACCCUUCCCCGUCCAGAAAUCCAAGGACGAAUGGCAAGCAGUCCUUAACCCCGAACAAUUCCGCGUCAUCAGAGAGAAAGGCACGGAAGCCCCCGGCACAGGCGAGUACGACAAACACAUGCCCAAAGAAGGGGCAUAUACCUGUCGCGCGUGCGGCGCGCCCCUCUACCGCGCCACGCACAAAUUCAAGAGCGGGUGUGGAUGGCCUGCGUAUUUCGAUAGUAUUCCGGGCGCUGUGAAGAGGAACGUCGAUCGUACUUUUGGGAUGGAACGGACGGAGAUUGUGUGUGCGAAUUGUGGGGGGCAUUUGGGGCAUGUGUUUAAAGGGGAGGGGUAUCCGACGCCGACGAAUGAGCGGCACUGUGUUAAUUCGGUGAGCUUGAGGUUUGCGCCGGAGGAGAAGGAGGCGGCGCAGUAG